CUGAGCCCUGGGCCGUGCUUUUCCAGGGCAUCGACUGGCAACCAAAGGGGCGGGCCCGCGGCCGGCGACUGCCUUUUCCCAGGGGUCCAAGCCGAAGCCGGUGGGCCGGGGGCCGGGGAGUCUCUCCUUACUUCUGCCGAGCGGAGCCGGGAGGUUGGCGGCUGCCUCAUCGUUCUGGUUCUGCCACUGGUCGGCCGUCGGGGAGGGAGCCACUUGCUGCACCUGUUCCUUAGCCUCAGUUUCCCUCCAACAGUUAGCCGGGUUCUUCUGGGGCGGGGUGGGGGUGGAGGCGGCCAACAGACUCCCCGCGACCUGCUGGCUCUUUCUUUCCCUGGGCCUCUUGGGGAUUCAGUGUCCCCUUCUGUAAAAUGGACUUAAACUCGCCCAACUCGGGAUCAGACAUGGGGUGUUGAAAGCCCAGGGCGGAGAAACUGAGGCCGGAGGUGAUGUUCACCCAACCCACCCUGGCUAAUCAGUGGAAGGCCUCCGUAGUAGAACCGAGUCUGGGGUUCUCCGCGCAGGAGGAAGCGGGAGGAACUGCUUGGGAGAGGGAGGGUCCCUUGGAACCUCUGGCCAACCUCUCCCCAACUUUGUGGGGAGGGGGUUGGAAAAAAGUGCUUGGGCGCCCCAGCCAUCCCCUAGCACGUCGCAGUGGCCUUUUAUCCUUCUCCUAGCCCUCUGCUACCCCCUUAGUUCCCGACGAAGGGGAUGAGACAGGUGGGGAGCAUCACAAGUCGCCGGUUCCAUGAGGUGGGUGCCCAGUGGGCUGGGUCACACCCACCGCGGGGCCUCUUGGCUCUCCCCAGCAGGUGGCGCUCGCGGUUGCCUUUGUUUAGUUUCUUAAUUGGCUAGUGACCCUGAGCAGUUAAAUCUGCGACUUGGCAUUCACAACUUGCAAUGCUGACUCCAGGAAUCAUGUUUUCUGUCUCACCUUUUGACAGGCACACAUUUUAUCUUUUUAAAAUACAUGAGGGGUCCUAGCACUCUGUAAGCACUCACUCACUAUUUUUAUACCUGGGUCCCAGGGCUUCCGACUCAGGUGUGCAUGAGAAGGAGCUGAUACCCUUACCCUAUUCAGAGUGUCACCAAGGAGAAGCACUGGUGGGUGGCCAGUAGAGGGGACCCCUAUCGGGUAUCCCACCAGAUCGCUCAGGUGCUCUUGGCUUCCUUAUGUCCCUCUGGCCCAGGAACACCAAGGCUCAGAAGUAGGGAGUGUGCCCAAGGUCAAACAGCUAGAAGGAGCUGGAGCUGGGACAUAACCCAGUUUUGUCUGCCCCCGGGCUGGGGCUCUGUCUCCAAGCUACCUGGCCAGCUGGGGAGAUCCUCCGAAUGGCUGGGAGACCACGGAUGCUGCACAGAUGAAGGGUCUUUCCAGGACUGAAGUUCUGCUGUCUGAUUAUCCCCAAAACUGCUAGAAAGACUGAAGGCUGGACAUGAGACGUGGUUAAAGAUACACAGGCCACGGGCUGUUCUAUCCUCCACACUUGGCCCGGUGAGUGGGGGCUAGGCUUUCAUGCCCUAAGCCCCAGACUGAAUUCCAUCCCCCUCAGAUCUCUACAUUUCUGUACUGAGGGCAGUAAUGUCACUGCCUCCCUCUUCCCAUGGGACAGACCAGGAACUAGAGCCUUUGUCCCCCCCCAACCCCACCCAUUCCCCCUGCCCAGGCAUGUUCCUAGGACUCCAGUGGGCUGGGGACCCCUUCCUUUCUGUGGAAUUGUGGCUCCUCUUCACUCCUCCCAGCCAUGGGACCCUGGGAAAGCACAAGGCUGGGGUCAGCUGAGUUGAAAUAAUGGAUGGAAACACCCUUCUGGUUCCAAAACCCCCUGCAAAGAUGAGGCCCAGCUCAGGCAGUAAGCACUCAACCAGUGCGGAAUGAGAGGGGGCUAGAGUGGGAGGGACACUGGAGACCAUCUGGGCACCCCAGAGUCCCAGGGAUGCAUGAAAAACCUUGGCAGCUCAACUGGAAGGAAACUGGGCAGGACCCCGCCCAGGCCGAGGGGCAUACUACACAGGCUGCCCCCUCUUGCCAACAGGACCCUUCUGUGCGGGGGGAGGUCAUUUCCACAGAGGGGUUGGCUCCAUAAGACGCGAGGGAUGGACCGUUCAGGGGAGAUUUCCAGGCUGAGGCGGGGGACUUCCAUGUCCAUUGGAGAGGGGGUGUUGACCUGGCUGUUGCCCUUACCUAGUACCUGAGGGGGUCAUACCUGCUCAUUGACUCGGACAUGUGCUGAGCCUCCCCUGUGCCUGGCCCAAGGAGACUGGGGACUGGAGCUCUGCAGAUGCCUAGGGACGGAGAGGUCAAUGGAUUGGCUCAAGUUCUGAGCUAGGGGGUGCCCGCGCCCUCUCCCCUCAGCACCCUGCCCCUGUGACCCAGAGCAAAUAGGCCAAGCCCACCUCUCAGCCCGGAUUCCAGUGCUGCCGCCUCAUUCCUGAGCAAUCUGGGGGGCUCCUGCCCCUUCCUUUCCCUCUAUUUUCCAGCCUGCGCCUCAAGGGGCUUCAGACGCCUUCCCACUCUGACUCUCUUGGGCUUCUGAAUCAAACCAGACCCCACUGGACAACCAAAGAGUUAAGCAAAGGAAAACCCCAGCUCCCUAGGCUCCUUUGAUCUCCCACAGAUCCCAGAGGCUGGAGAGGAGGGAGCCGAGAGGAGGGGAAGUGGGAAGCCAGCUCAGCCCGCUCCCUCCGCCUUCCCUCCGCCCCUCUCCCUCCUUCUCUCCCUCCCUCUUCGGCUCAGCCCGGGGGUCUGGGCCAGCAACGAGCAGACAUGGGCCAAGGAGCCAGAGACUGCCCAGAGGCCGGGGGUCUGUGAGCUGCCGUGGAGGCCACUGGACACGGGGUCACCAUGGGGAUAGCUUCCCUGGACCUCCUCUGUGCAGGGCUCCUGCUCCCUCUCUUGGUGUUUGCGGUCCCCACCGAGGAGCCCUCCUCUGGGGAUGCGGUGGCCUCGGGAACCCCUGGGUACUGUCAACGGUGCUGUGACUCUGAGGACCCCCUGACCCCUGCAGAUGAAGUAGUGUUAUCUGCCUCUCCAUCUGCCCUCCCAUACCUGCUGCCUGAGGUCAGGCCCUACAUUAACAUCACCAUCCUGAAGGGUGACAAAGGGGACCGAGGCCUGCUGGGCACACCCGGGAAGCUGGGCCGGGAGGGUCCCCGGGGGGAGCGUGGCCCGCAGGGCACCAAGGGCGCCAAGGGGCAGGCGGGCAGCCCCGGGGCCCCGUGCCAGACGCGCUUCUCAGCCUUCUCGGUGGGCCGCAAGACGGCCCUGCACAGCAGCGAGGGCUUCCAGCCGCUGCUUUUUGACACUGUCUUUGUCAACCCCGAUGGCCACUUCGACCUGACUGCCGGUCACUUUGUCGCCCCGCUGCGUGGCCUCUACUUCUUCAGCCUCAACGUCCACAGCUGGAACUUCAAGGAGACGUACGUGCACGUUGUGCACAACGAGGAGGCGGCCGUCAUCCUCUACGCGCAGCCCAGCGACCGCAGCAUCAUGCAGAGCCAGAGCGUGAUGCUGGCGCUGGCGCCCGGGGACCGCGUCUGGGUGCGUCUCUUCAAGCGCGAGCGGGAGAACGCCGUCUACAGCGACGACGUGGACACCUACAUCACCUUCAGUGGCCACCUCAUCAAGCCUGAGGAUGAUUAGUGGUCCCCGGUGGGGCAGCCCCCGCCCCGGGGUCGGGGGAACUGUGGGCAAAGUUGUCCUCCAUGAAGUGGGCCCCCGGGACCAAGCAUUCUGGAUGGGCUUCCUCUUCUUUCCUUCCCUCCAACAUCUCGCUCUCUCUCUUCUCUUGGACAUAUUUUAAGAAGCACGCUAACCUGAAUAUUCUAGAACUUUCCCAGCCUGCGAACGCGGCAGAUUCUGAUUCUGGUUCUGAAGGGGGCGGUGUCCAGGGUUCUGCACGUAUAAGAAGUUCCUGGAAGUAGUUGGUGCUAUUGGUCCAGGGACCCGCCUUGAGUCCCCAGAUUCUAGACCUUUCCCAACAUUCUGGAAUCCUCCAAACAUUCUAGACUCUUGCCAAAUCCUUCACUUCUCUCAUCUUUCCAGGACCCCCACCCCCACCCCAUCCUCUUGCUCCUUCCACCUUCUCUGUCCCUCUCUUGUGCACCCCACUUGUGCAGCCGCCGUUCCCUUAUUCAUUCAUCAAACGCUCUCUGAGCACUCACUCUGUGUCAGGCUCUGGGGAAGCAGAGGUGAGACACAGGCCCUGCCCUUGGUGAGUGCCCAGCCCCGCCAGGGUGGGGAGACACAGGCUCAGGAAACCAGACCCAGAAAAAUAGCAGGGCUCUCAUCACAGAAGUCUGUGUCUGGGCGUUCAGCCACCAUGGACCGUCCUUGUCUGCAGGUCCCCAAGGUGGAUAGAGUCCCCAAGGACUUAUCCCCUUAUCCUUGUUCAUUUCUUUCCUUCCUGCCCAAAGCCCUUCAUUAAAGCAAACCCCAGAAGGGCCAUGGUCAGGGCAAGGGUGCUAUGAGGGGAGGAUCCAGGGGCCUGCGGCAUUUGGGGGUGAAGAGGGCCCUUGGGAAAGGGAGCCCAGACCCACAUCUCCCCACAUGUCAGGUACGGCAGCCCGCGAGGACUCCUCCCCUCCUCACACAUCCCCUUCCCCAUCCCCAAGGCGCCUGGGCCUCGGUUCUCCCAGGCUCCCAGCCACCGCCAGACACUGACGUCGUCCUCAGGUGCUCUCUGACCCUCCUUGGCCCUCCUUGGCGGCCCAACGUCCCUGGCUUUCCGGACCUGGUUAAAGUGCUGAGGUCCCGAUGGGCAGCUCGUGCCCGGCACGGAGCCUCCUGUGGCCAGAUGCCACCUUGACACGUGCCACUGGGCCAUGGGCCAGGCUUUGGAGCCCUCAGCAGGUCUAGGGAACUGAAGCAGGCAACAUCCCAGGUCAGUGGAGGGGAACCUCCUCUGAGCCAUGAGGCUAAGACAGGCACUGGGAGUGACCAAGGCCAAGGAAGGGACAUCAGGCCUUCUGUCCUUUCUCCCUCUCCCGGGGUGGGGCAGUCUGGCGGUCUCCGGCCUUCUUGUCUCCUAUCCCAGGCAGCCUGAACCUCUCUCCAGAGGGAAAUGGCUGCUUCCCGUUGGUGCUGAUGCUGACCGUGGGGCAGAGGCGCCCCGGGCAGUGGUCUCUGGUGCUCACUCGUAGCCGACGGAUUCACGGCUCAGUGAUGGGGGGCUGGCAGCAGGACCUGACCCCGUGCCGUGAACGCUGGUGCUAUAUCCUCACUCCUCACCUGACUUCACCCCUGUCCUGCUUGUCUGGAGUGAUUAAAGUGUGUGUCUUUUUGGCA
Molecule: messenger RNA, 5284 nt
Organism: Mustela erminea (ermine)
Lineage: Eukaryota; Metazoa; Chordata; Mammalia; Carnivora; Mustelidae
Gene: C1QTNF6
Product: C1q and TNF related 6
Exons: 4
Coding region: 2843-3640 (265 amino acids)
Molecular function (GO): protein binding
Source: RefSeq, a predicted model, not a curated record